GGUCAAAAGGCUUGGAUAGAGAAGACCUUUUCAAAAAGAGAAUGCACCUAUGUAAUUGCCAACAACAAAGACAUUAGCAGGUGCUGCUGUGGCCAGCUCAUUAACCAACAUAUUCCACCUCCUUCAAGUAUAACAGCUAAUAAAAAUGAAGAAGAAACAAAGCAAGUGGAAUCUCAGCCAGAGAAAUGGUCCGUCAGUAAGCACACCCAAACGUACCCAACUGAUGCUUAUGGAAACCUUGAAUUCCAAGGAGGAGGACAUUCAAAUAAGGCCAUGUAUAUCCGUGUGUCCUAUGACACUAAACCAGAUUCUCUGCUGCAUCUCAUGGUGAAAGACUGGCAACUGGAACUGCCCAAACUUUUAAUCUCUGUCCAUGGAGGCCUCCAGAACUUUGACAUGCAACCUAAAUUAAAGCAAGUAUUUGGAAAAGGUCUGAUAAAGGCUGCCAUGACCACAGGAGCUUGGAUUUUCACUGGAGGUGUUAGUACAG
This is a messenger RNA of Antrostomus carolinensis (chuck-will's-widow), 490 nucleotides long. Its product is annotated as transient receptor potential cation channel subfamily M member 1-like. Gene Ontology annotation, molecular function: calcium channel activity. Gene Ontology annotation, cellular component: plasma membrane. The record is from RefSeq and is a predicted model, not a curated record. The annotation marks the transcript as partial. Gene Ontology annotation, biological process: monoatomic cation transmembrane transport; metal ion transport. NCBI's taxonomy places the organism in Eukaryota, Metazoa, Chordata, Aves, Caprimulgiformes, Caprimulgidae. The transcript has 3 exons.